This is a messenger RNA of Schistosoma spindalis, 624 nucleotides long. NCBI's taxonomy places the organism in Eukaryota, Metazoa, Platyhelminthes, Trematoda, Strigeidida, Schistosomatidae. The record is from the annotation of a GenBank genome assembly.
AUGGAACUUGAUAGGAAAUUAAAUGAUUCACCAGAUAAAAAACUUGAUAAAGCUCUGUGUCAUAAAAUUUUCAAAGGAUACACGGCUGCCAUCGAUCAUCCUUCAUGUGCAUACUACAAGGAGUUAUUAGAACUUUAUCCUAAUGCAAAAGUUAUUUUAACUGUCCGUGAUCCUGAAAUAUGGUUAGCUGGUUGUCGUUCUACUAUAUUACCUAAAGAUAUAGAUCAACCACGUUCAUGGUCAUUUCAACUUUUAAGAAAAUGUAUCGGUUUACAACAAUUUCAUGAAUUAUUUCUUAUGAAUUGUAGACGUGUAUUUGGUGAGAAUAUGGAUUUUACCAAUGAUACAGCUAUGUUGAAUGGUUUUGUUAAUUGGAAUCAAAAUGUCAUAAAAACUGUACCAUCUGAUCGUUUAUUAAAAUUUGAUAUAAGUCAAGGUUGGGAACCAUUAUGUAAAUUUCUUAAUUUACCAAUACCAAAUUGUCCAUUUCCUCAUGUAAAUGAAUAUAAUGAAUUAAGACGUUUAUUAAAAUUAGAGAAACGUGUACUAAAAUUUUCACAGUGGAUUUUACCCAUGUUAAUGUUGUUUAUUUUUGCUUAUAUGUUUUGUAAAUUUUUACUCUAA